This is a messenger RNA of Danio aesculapii, 1175 nucleotides long. It is a transcript of the gene cd5, whose product is annotated as T-cell surface glycoprotein CD5. Gene Ontology annotation, biological process: T cell costimulation. Gene Ontology annotation, cellular component: plasma membrane. NCBI's taxonomy places the organism in Eukaryota, Metazoa, Chordata, Actinopteri, Cypriniformes, Danionidae. The transcript has 7 exons. The record is from RefSeq and is a predicted model, not a curated record. The coding region runs from base 89 to 844 and encodes 251 amino acids.
CGUAGCUCCACACCUCUGCCUAUUUCCUUUCACUUAAUUUUUUCUUGUCACUUGUUGCACACGUUUGUUCUUGUCAGUCACAGGCAAGAUGGAAAACCGUCUGCUGAUGAGUCUUACGGCGCUCCUGCUUAUUGAUGUUGGACUCGGAAUCACGACUCCGAACCCAACCAACAUCUCUGCAACCGAUGGAACUAAAGAGACCUCUAUAACACCUACACCACCAACAGUCCCACAGACUACACGUCAGGGAGAUAUCAAAUAUAUUGCUCUGACAGAAAUUGCCCUGCUGAAAGUAAAAAGAAAGAGUCCGUGUGAGGGUCCGGUGUAUGUCUAUUCCGCUACUCUUGGUGAAAAGCCUUUGUGCUUAAAUGAAAAAGCAGUCAGCUUGUUGAGUGGACUGUGUAAAGACAUGCGGUGUGGAAACUCCAAGCAUGUUACUACCUUUUAUGAAACCGAUUCUGGGAUUCAGCUCGCAAGCAAUAUGACAUUAACAAUUACUCCGUGCUCAGGUCUGAGUAUAAGCUGCACAGAUCCGCUGGGAAAUGAGUUGAUUGCUUAUAAAGCAGUAACUGGCAUAUUGUUCUUCAUCCUGCUUGUCAUUUUGGUUCAGUUCAGUCGCCCCACGAUCAAAGUCAUCCGAAAAAGAUUUUCACAGAAGCGUCAGAGUCGCUGGAUCGGGCCGACUCAGAGUCAGAGUGUGUCAUAUCACAGAGGUCAAGGUGGACCAAACAACAACACAGUCAAAAGACAGUCUUAUCCUGGUUUGGAGCGGCUGACAGUAAACACCAGCAGAGAGCCUUCGUCCAACAGAAACAGUGACUAUGAUUCAUACAGCUACAACUGAAGACUGUGAAAAAAACUGGCCUACAGUCAGCGGUCUUACAUUACGAGACUUUGCUUUAUUUGAGCUGUCAUUCAGCAGAGUGUAAAUAUGUCUAAGAAAUACAUCUGAGAAGUCCAUUUAGGAUCAAGUUAAUCCAUCAGAGCGCUUACUUUGUGUUGCAUAGCAGGCUUGAUUUUCAUUGUUACUAGAAUUUCUUUAGUAGUUGCUUGAUUUUGAUGAGUGUGUUUAUGUUAUUUUUGAAAUACUCAGAAACAAAAUGGUAUUAUGAUCAAAACCUGUAAAUUGUUAAAAAUAUAUACAUAUAUUUAUAUAAAUGUUUUUGUUUUUUAAG